Messenger RNA from Carya illinoinensis, 1588 nucleotides. Its product is annotated as actin-related protein 2/3 complex subunit 1A-like. NCBI's taxonomy places the organism in Eukaryota, Viridiplantae, Streptophyta, Magnoliopsida, Fagales, Juglandaceae. Gene Ontology annotation, biological process: Arp2/3 complex-mediated actin nucleation. The transcript has 15 exons. The coding region runs from base 157 to 1293 and encodes 378 amino acids. The record is from RefSeq and is a predicted model, not a curated record. Gene Ontology annotation, molecular function: actin filament binding. Gene Ontology annotation, cellular component: actin cytoskeleton; Arp2/3 protein complex.
CCCCGUUCCUACUGUCCUUGUGAUCGAUUUGCAUCUCCAAGAUCUCUUCCUCUUCGUUCACAUUUUCCCAUUCUUUCUUUCGGAUCAUUUCCUUUCCGUACAGAUUUCGGAUCCACAAGAAGCAAAACAAGAGCAGGAUAAACUCGCUUGGAGAAAAUGGCGGCGAUCUCAGUGCAUCAGUUCGCUCAGUGCAUCACCUGCCAUGCUUGGAGCCCCGACCACUCCAUGGUUGCAUUUUGUCCCAACAGUAAUGAAGUUCAUAUCUAUAGACUGUCCCAAGACAAGUGGGAAAAGGUUCAUGUUCUUCAAAAGCAUGACCAAAUUGUUUCUGGGAUAGACUGGAGUGCAAGGUCCAACAGGAUAGUUACUGCAUCUCAUGAUCGGAAUUCAUAUGUGUGGAAUCUAGAAGGAUCAGAAUGGGUACCAACCCUUGUUAUCCUUCGGCUAAAUCGUGCUGCACUGUGUGUCCAGUGGAGUCCAAAAGAAAACAAGUUUGCUGUUGGAAGUGGGGCUAAAACUGUUUGUAUAUGCUACUAUGAGCAGGAGAAUAACUGGUGGGUCAGUAAACUAAUCAGGAAAAGACAUGAUUCUUCUGUGACUGGUGUUGCUUGGCAUCCAAAUAAUAUUCUUCUUGCAACGACAUCCACAGAUGGAAAAUGCAGAGUGUUUUCCACGUUUAUUAAAGGCGUUGACACAAAGGAUUCAAGAACAGGAACUUCUUCGGAUUCAAAAUUUGGGGAGCAAAUUCUUCAGCUUGAUCUCUCAUUUUCAUGGGCAUUUGGGGUGAAGUGGUCUCCAAGUGGCAAUACCUUAGCUUAUGUAGGUCAUAAUUCUAUGAUUUAUUUUGUCGAUGAUGUUGGACCUUCCCCUUUGGCUCAAAAUGUUGCAUUCCGUGAUUUGCCUCUUCGUGAUGUUUUAUUUGUUUCUGAGAGAAUGGUCGUAGGAGUGGGGUUCGACUGCAGCCCAAUGGUUUUUGCAGCAGAUGAAAGAGGAAUAUGGAGCUUUGUCAGGUUUCUUGGUGAAAGGAAAAUGGCAUCUUCAGGAUCAAAAUAUGGUUCACAGUUUUCUGAAGCAUUUGGGAAACUAUAUGGGCAAUCAAAGCAUGGAGUGAGCAAUGAUGCCGUUGAACCUUCAAGAUCAAGAGGAGGAGUUCAUGAGAACUGCAUAAAUUGCAUUGUGCCGCUUAGACAGCCUGGGAUCUCUACGGUAAUGCGCUUCAGCACCUCAGGACUGGAUGGAAAAGUUGUUGUAUGGGAUUUGGAGAACCAAGCAGAUCUAUCUGACUACUUGUAAGCAUUGAUCCUUGAAGUUUCCUCGACCCCCUACAUUGUAAAGAAUAUCUCUGAGCAAUAUUGGAUAAAUGGUAGUCGUUUGUAAUAUUAAUUUGGUAAGAGCAAUUGGGGAUAAGUCAAUAGUUAAUGUAGCAGAACUUACUCAUGUUUGUGCUUAUGACAGUACUUCCAAUGUAUCUGCCCGAAUUGGGGAGGAAACAAAAAAGAGGAAAGAUAUGUGUGUUGUGGGGUGUUGCAAUUGUAUUUAAUUCUGAGUGCUGAGAAAAGGAAAAACAAAAAAGAUUUUCUCCAUUUAA